Molecule: messenger RNA, 2334 nt
Organism: Pocillopora verrucosa
Lineage: Eukaryota; Metazoa; Cnidaria; Anthozoa; Scleractinia; Pocilloporidae
Product: serine/threonine-protein kinase RIO1-like
Biological process (GO): maturation of SSU-rRNA
Cellular component (GO): cytosol; preribosome, small subunit precursor
Molecular function (GO): protein serine/threonine kinase activity; ATP binding
Source: RefSeq, a predicted model, not a curated record
UGCAAUUGGCACACAUGUUUUUCAAACGGCUGUUUAUGCUCACCAAUGGAGUUCGAAUUUAGGUCCUGUACUGUUCAAGACGGCCAAUUUGAGGAUGCCGAAGAAGACGAAAGUGUAGUACCGAACUCACUGACUCAUUAUAUUUCUCAUGAACCCAUCGUGAAAGAAGUACAGGGGCUGGACAAACAUCAGAAUGGCGAAUCGAUAGACCACGUGAAAUCUUCUUCGGAAGACAGCGACGAUGAAGAUUUUGAUGGAUGGGAUUGGGAAGACGAGACAGGGGAUUUUACGAAACGUUAUAACGCAUCAAAGUCAGAGGUUCAUGUUUCGAAUACCACAGGUAAACGCCAGUCUUCUUUGCAACCGAACGAAAAAUCGUUUGCAAAAUUUGGCAAUCGAAUUAAAGUGGAGAAGUACGAGGGACCGAAAUUAUCCAACAAAGCCGCGAAUGUUCUGAUCCAAGCCAAUAAGAAGCUUGAAAAUGACAGAGUGCGUGCUAAAGAUAAGGCAGACAGGGCCACUGUUGAACAAGUUAUGGAUCCUCGAACAAGAAUGAUUCUGUUCAAAAUCCUAAACAAAGGAGUGAUCAAUGAAAUAAAUGGCUGCAUCAGCACUGGAAAAGAGGCAAAUGUAUAUCACAGCACGAAUGCAAAUGGUGACGAGAGGGCAGUGAAGGUUUACAAGACGUCCAUUCUUAUCUUUAAGGACAGGGAUAGAUAUGUGACUGGCGAAUUCAGAUUCCGUCAUGGAUAUUGCAAACACAACCCCCGAAAGAUGGUUAAGACCUGGGCGGAGAAGGAAAUGCGAAACCUUACGCGAAUGUUCAAUGCGGAUAUCCCUUGCCCAGAACCGAUCAUUCUUCGCAGUCAUGUUCUCGUCAUGAGCUUCAUUGGGGUGGAUGGCUGGCCAGCUCCUCUACUCAAGGAUGUCACGUUGUCGGAAUCUAAAGCUAGAGAACUGUACCUCCAGUGCAUUCAGAUCGUACGAAACAUCUACUGGAAAUGCCGUCUUGUUCACGCCGAUCUGAGCGAGUUUAACAUGUUAUACAGUGGGGAUCAGCUGUAUGUGAUUGAUGUUUCGCAGUCUGUGGAGCACGAUCAUCCACACGCCUUAGAAUUCUUACGAAAAGACUGUACAAAUGUUACCGACUUCUUUAAGAAGAAUGGAGUCUGUGUCAUGAAUGUUCGCGAGCUAUUCGACUUUGUAACAGAUCCCACCCUGAAUGACGACAAUGUGGACGACUAUCUUGAGAGAGCACAAGCGAUCAUCGCUAAUCGUGGAGUUGAGGAAGAAACCCCUGAAGAGACAGUGAAGGAAGAAGUGUUUAAGAAAGCUUACAUUCCCCGAACGCUCGAACAAGUUGUAGACUUUGAGAAAGAUGCGCAGAGAGUCAAAGAAGGACAAGCAGAAGAAAUUUUGUACUCAACUCUAACCGGCCUGAAAUCUGACCUAACAGGAGUGCUGGCGCAUCCUGAACUCCUCACAAAUCAACCAGAAAAUCAAGGAGACAAUGAACAUCUUUGUGUUGACAAACUGGACAUCAUGAAUGUUGAUGACGAUGCUAGUUCUGAAGACGAGGCCUUCAGUGCUGACGAAAAUGAUACAGAGAAAGAAAAGAAUUUACACAAGGAAGGCACAGCUAUGAGCAAAAAGGAGCACAAAAAACUUGUUAAAGAAGCUAACAGAGAAAGGAGACAGAACAAAACACCCAAACAUGUCAAGAAAAGGAAAGAGAAGUUAGCGAAGACAAAAAGAGGAAGAAAUAAUUGAUUCGAGUGCGGUACCUAUGCACACUUUUGCUUCGAAGCGAAGUGCUCUUUCGAUUUAAGGCAGAAUGUGUUCCGAGGGUACAUUUGAAGUUCAUGUAAAACUAGUCUAGGGCGCUCAAUACCCCUUUGCAAUGAAGGCUUCAUAACAUUGUUCGAUGUAGUAUUGACUUCUUUUUUUUCAAGUUGUAUACAUCUGGCUGUGUGGGUUCUUCGCGCUACAAUUUAUCUAAUUAUGGUAGACGAUGUUUAUAGAUACAUUAAAUCGAAUGUCUUUAACGUAGAGUUGUUUGAAAGUCCUUUAACGCUUUUAUUUUUUCACUAGGCUCUAAGCUUGAAUACAACCAGUCUUUCUUUCCUUGUGUGACACUUUGCGCAAGUCAAAAGAAAUCGGCAUUCUAAAAUCAAAACUAAAGCAAACAAAUUAAUACUAUACUUAAUUUCAACCAGUUUAUCGUUGUAAUAACCCACGCGGGAUGUUGGGUGAACAAGAGAACAGUUUAUAAAUCACUCCCCUCCAGUUCGUGAUUCUCUCGUUCUCUCAACAUCCUGGCGUGAGUUGCUACGC